Molecule: messenger RNA, 6086 nt
Organism: Vombatus ursinus (common wombat)
Lineage: Eukaryota; Metazoa; Chordata; Mammalia; Diprotodontia; Vombatidae
Gene: CDK19
Product: cyclin dependent kinase 19
Exons: 14
Coding region: 193-1671 (492 amino acids)
Biological process (GO): protein phosphorylation
Cellular component (GO): nucleus; cytosol; mediator complex
Molecular function (GO): RNA polymerase II CTD heptapeptide repeat kinase activity; ATP binding; cyclin-dependent protein serine/threonine kinase activity
Source: RefSeq, a predicted model, not a curated record
AAAAGAUGAAAAGGAAUAUGCAUUGAAGCAAAUUGAAGGCACAGGAAUAUCCAUGUCGGCUUGUAGAGAGAUUGCACUUGUCAAGGAGAAUAAAUUCUUGAAAUAAUGGAAGUACUUCAAAGGGAAAACUAAGAAGAGAAAAGAAUCUGAGUAGGCAGAAGGGAAUCCUAACCAGAAUCAGGAGACUGGAAUAUGGAAAAGCAAGAGCUGAUCUGUCUUAUGACUGAUGAACACCAGGGUUCUGUUCAGAGUUGCUUCUCAUACUUGGAUCCUGAUUCUAAGGGGAAGCCAGCAGGGUUGGCUGUGCUAGAGCAGCAUGGACUCAGAGCUCCUCCCAGAGGAUACAAAAAUGACUCCCAGCUUUUACGGGAAUUGAAGCACCCUAAUGUGAUCGCGUUACAAAAGGUGUUCCUUUCUCACAGUGAUAGAAAAGUUUGGCUGCUAUUUGAUUAUGCAGAACAUGAUUUAUGGCACAUUAUUAAGUUUCACCGGGCCUCAAAAGCAAAUAAAAAACCGAUGCAGUUGCCAAGAUCAAUGGUUAAAUCACUGCUUUACCAGAUUCUUGAUGGAAUCCAUUACCUCCAUGCAAACUGGGUGCUUCACAGAGACUUGAAACCAGCAAAUAUCUUAGUAAUGGGAGAAGGCCCGGAAAGGGGGAGAGUCAAAAUAGCUGACAUGGGUUUUGCCAGAUUAUUCAAUUCUCCCUUAAAACCUUUAGCAGACUUGGAUCCAGUAGUAGUGACAUUUUGGUAUCGAGCUCCAGAACUAUUGCUUGGUGCAAGGCAUUAUACAAAGGCCAUUGAUAUAUGGGCAAUUGGUUGCAUAUUUGCUGAACUAUUGACUUCAGAACCUAUUUUUCACUGUCGUCAGGAAGAUAUCAAAACAAGCAAUCCUUUUCAUCAUGAUCAACUAGAUCGUAUUUUUAGUGUCAUGGGAUUCCCUGCAGAUAAAGAUUGGGAAGAUAUUAGAAAAAUGCCAGAGUAUCCCACACUUCAAAAAGACUUCAGAAGAACAACGUAUGCCAAUAGUAGCCUCAUAAAAUAUAUGGAAAAACACAAAGUGAAGCCUGACAGCAAAGUUUUCCUUUUGCUUCAGAAACUUCUUACUAUGGAUCCUACAAAGAGAAUUACCUCAGAACAAGCUUUGCAGGAUCCCUAUUUCCAAGAGGAUCCCCUGCCUACAUCAGAUGUGUUUGCUGGCUGCCAGAUUCCGUAUCCCAAACGAGAAUUUCUUAAUGAGGAUGAACCUGAAGAAAAAGGAGACAAGAAUCAACAGCAGCAAAAUCAACAUCAGCAACAAACAGCACCUCAGCAGCCACAGCAGGCAGCACCACCACCACCACCGCAACAGCAGCAGCAACAGAACAGCACGCAGACAAAUGGGACAGCUGCAGGAGCCGGAGCAGGAGGAGGGGGUGCUGGGGCAGGGCUCCAGCACAGCCAAGACUCAGGCCUUAAUCCAGUGCCUCCAAAUAAGAAACCACGGCUAGGGCCUUCAGGCACGAACUCAGGCGGGCCUGUCAUGCCUUCUGAGUAUCAGCACUCCAGUUCACGCCUGAGUUACCAAAGCAAUGUUCAGGGAUCGUCUCAGUCCCAGAGUACCAUGGGCUAUUCCACGUCAUCUCAGCAGAGCUCCCAGUACCAUCCAGCUCAUCAGGCUCACCGGUACUAAGGAGCCCUGUAGACUCCCCUCAGCACGGAAUGAAUGAACCAAAAGUCAAAGGCUCCAGCAAUAUGAAGGUCACAGUGAGAAGAACCAGAAAUGCAAACUGUGAUACAGAUUGAAGAUUUUCAAGUAUAUGACAAGAACCUUAUUGACUGAACGUUCUGCAGCGGACUUAUCAACCUUCUUUAUUAGCUUAAAGAAGGUCCUUGUGAAGUUUCCCAGCUCCCUUCCCCCUGCAUGUGUUCCAUUGUGGUUACUCUGAUAAAAUGUCUGAUCUAAACCCAGCACUUAACUUUUCUAACCUUCAGCAUUGUUUUGAAGGAUUCCUGGUGCACCUUUCUCAUGUUGUAGCAAUUGUCAUGAUUUGAUCUUUUCAAAGCUCUUUAAUAGAAUUUUAAUGUUUUAGAUUGGAAUUUCAGCUGUAAAUAGUUUUAUACUAAGCAAAUUGGUUCAGCAACACAGGUUAAAUGCACCUUUUUAAAGCACUACGUUGUUUUCACAGGAUGUUACUGUUUUGCUCAUGGAUGUCACGAACAGAACAUUUUAACUAUUCCAGAGUAUUUACUGAUUGUUUUUAUUAGUCUAGUUUUUAGGGAAGUUAAGGGGGGGGGGGAGAACCCACAACAGAAAAACACAUUCUAGGUCCUUGCAGUUAAUAUGCUUCAUGCUAGUGAACUGAAUACCAAUUAAGGGUUUGUGAUUAAUAUGUUAAUCAUUCAUAUGGAGCACCAUUUUUAAAAUCAUUGUCUUGUUCCUAUAGUUUUCAAUAAUUAAGUUUCAUGAUUUCAGUCUAUUUCUAGGGCAUCCUUUAAUAUAACUAAGACCACCUUAACAGAGGUUUCAGAACUUUGGUGGAAUGUAGUCCUCUGGCCAUUCAUACCAGCCAGCAAGAAAAACAUUUUAACUACCUUAAGAUUUUAUUAGAAAGGAAUGACUGUUGAUUAAAGGAUGCAUUACUUAACCUUUCAAAGGAAAAUUUUUCAUGUAUAUUGUAUAUAAAGUUGGCUUCUCUAAAGAUUUAUCCAUUUCUUCGAUUUUGGCCAGCUUGCAUAAAUAGCUUAAAUAAUCAAAGCUAAUUAAAUAGAGGCUUAUAAGCUAACCUUUUAAAAUACAAAUUUGAUGAUUCCCUUUCGUUUUUGCAUUAGAUAUAAAGUAACUAUUUCAAAAGCAUGUUAAAAUAUUUAGAUUUUUUUCAUGUUUAAGAUAAGUAUUAUAUAUACAUCAUAUUGCUGUUGUUGAUGCAACUUUCUAUUAAGAGGUUUUACAUUGCACUGAAAUAUUUCUUUUGCCCCUAGGAAAAAACUUUAUGAGUGUGCCUAAAACCUAUAGGCAAAUAAGUGUAAGACUAUAAUAGCUAUCAUGAAUAUUCCAGUUACCAUUAUCCUCAAAUCUGACACUAAAGAUCCCAUCAUUGUCUAGUUGUAGGAGCCCCGGCUCUUCAGAAAAGUAAUGAUUUGGGGAAGGCAUUUUUUUAGUCUUUAUAAAGUAAGAUAAAAAUUGGCAACUCUAAUCACAGUAUAAAAGGGAAAGUAUCUGGGUUCUUCAGAAUGCUUUUAACCAUGGAAGUGGCACCAGCCUUAUUUCACAAAUUCUUUUCCAGGAUUAGAAGUAACCUUGAUUACUAUAUACAAUUUUUUACUAUUUGUGAACUUAUCUACCUGGUUUUGAUAAUCUGGGUCCCAACUCAAGUAAAAUAAGACUUUAGAUAGAAUCCAUUAUACAUUUUGCACUAAUGAUGUGUUGUAAUGGCCUGUGGAGGCCUUACUUCUCUCAGCAUAAUGUUUAUAAUUAAUAAUUAAUCAUUUAUAAAAACUAUGAAGAGUAAUUGUAGACCAGGCCACAGGCUGCACUCAAAACAAUUUUCUACUCUCCAUAAUUGUUUUUUUUUCUUUCUUUUUUGUGAGAAAGCAGCUACUAGCCAGUGUCUAGUACAGUGCCUUGCACAUAGUAGGUAUUCAAUAAGUGCUUGUUGAAUUGAAUCAUUAUAGUCAUGCCAGCAUUGUAAGUUUAUCAUAUACAAUGAAUCACAUUAUAAAGCUGUCAGUUAAGUAAUCAUUGAGCACGUACUAUGUGCCUAGUGUUGGACUAGAUACCUUAUAAGAUGCAGAACCCUGGUCCAGGUCCUGGAGGGGCUUACAUUCUAGUUGGGGAAAUAAAACUAAGGUGUCCUUUGUGAUGGAGAGUUCCACACCUUGUUAUGACUGCCUUAUAGGUAGACUUAUAGCAAGGUCCUUUAGGUGUGAACCAAACCCACUAAAGAUGAGUUCUUAUUCCAGUUUCUGAUCCUAUAAGCAAGCAGUGUUCUAUUAGAGAGGUCUGCUGUGUAUCCAGCUUCAAUAGAGAGAAAGCACCAAAUUAAAUGCAAUGAAAGGAAAUUGUAUUUGGAAUGCUAAUGAAGGUCUUUAAAUAAUCCUCUAGUGUCUAUUGUGGCCCAAGCUAAACUAAAUACUUUAGGGAGUUAGAAGGAAAGUACUCCUGUCCUCAAGGAGAGGUUACAUAGCAGGGGAAAUAGAACAAAGAAGGAGCAAAAGAAACAGGAGCCAACAUGGAAUGCUCAAAAUGUACUUGGGACAUUUGCAAACAUUUCACAGUACUAUGUGUGUCAUGAGUUUAGUGGGCUGGUACUGAAUUGUAUCUCUUGGUUCUUAAUUUCUCAGAACGUACUGCGUGCGCGCGCACACACUCUGCAGCCAGAAAUCCUUGUUAGUGACUACUUGUUUUACAGUCUAACCAAGCCUAUUAGCUCUUUUUUAUCUGUCAGCAUUUUCUUUUUUCCCUCUUCUUCUGGUUCUGCCCCACCAACACUCAUUCUCACUUUAUUUUAGAACAAUUUUAGUUUUGCUUAAUUUUCUUUAUUAUUUCACUUCAAAGGGGAGAAUUUGAAAACACUGCAUUUUUACCUUUGAAUUUUCUUAUGCCCAAAUGAACAUAGCUUCAUCUGAAAAUAAGGUAGAUACUUCUCUGUAUGCUCAAGGGUAUAGUGUAUAGAGACACCCAAACCAGGGUACUUAAAGUUAAAACAGUAAAUUAAGUAAAAACAGACUCUUUUUGGGGGGGGGGGCACAUUUGCUGUCAUUCCUAUUGCAAAUCAUCUUAGAACAGCUUUCUCUCUGGUUUUACAGUAAGAUGAAUGUAUAUCUAGAGGGAAGGUGUUCCAGAAUUCUAAGAUACAUAAGAACAAAGGUUAGACUUCCUCCUGUCAGGGCUGAUAUAAUGAGGUUGGAAUUGCCUUUGUAAAAAGAUAAAUAAUGCAGUAACUUGCAAAAACCAAGGACUAGUAAGUAUAUUUUUGUACCUGUGUGAUUUUUGAAAAAUGACUUAGUACUUGGAAUUUUGCAUAGCUUCUCUUUGCCCUCACAAAAGCAUUUCACACUUUGCAGUUAAAAAUAGGAAGUGACAUUUGCUUAUUUAUUUGUUUACGGCCUGGUUCCUUUAGUAAAACAAGAGAUCACUCCCUAUAAUGAUGUGAUUAUGUUAGUUGAAGGGGUUAAAAAAAAAAGAAGACAGGGGAAUCAGAUUAGCCACUGUCUACUUUGAGUAAUUGUAUGUAGCAAAAAAAACAAAAACAAAAAAACAACUAUACAAUGAAGGAAAAAUUGUAUGAAAAUUGCAAAUCCUGCCUGCACUAUAUCUGUGAUACUAUCUUCUUGAUGGUUGAGGGUUCAGAAAUAGCAUUCAGAAAAGAGUCUUGAAGUAUUUAAAUACAUGUGACAUUUUAUAUAAAACAUAGCAGCUUAGGUUCCCUUUAUAAGCUUCAGGAAUGGUCCACAAAUACCAUUAAGCAAAGAUAAUUGUUAGAGGAUUAAAAAAAAACAGCAACAAUGUAUUGUACAUAAGGCCAUACAUACUCUUUUAUGAUAUCACUACAAAGGAGUGAUAUGUAUUACUAUAUGAAAAAAAUCCUUAAUGCACUGUUAUCUCUUAAAUAUUUAGUAAAUUAAUACUAUUUAAUUUUUUUAAAGAUCUGUCUGUGUAGACACUAAAAGUAUUACACAAAAUGUGGACUGAAGAUGUCCUUUUUAAUAGCAAUUUAAAUAACUUUUUAUAUAUGUCAUGUAGUAUAUACUUUCCAAAUUGCUCUAGUUUGUAUUUUCCCAUGUUUCCUAUUUGUGAAAGUGUGCCUGUCUGUUUCCUCUUUCAACAAUUACAUGCACGCAUUCUUCAUUUUCUAAUUAUUACAUGGAGUACUAUAUAUGCUUUUCAUGCUACCACAAAGGUUUGCUGCCCUAGUCAUGUAGUAACCACAGACAGCUGUGCACCUUCUGAUGGGUGUGCAGGAAGAGCCGCUUGCUUACUUUCAAGUUAAGAGUUUACUGCGUUUGAGUUGUCUUGACAUCGUUCUCGAAAUGACUGUUGAAACUAAAAUGAGUUAAUUGCAUUUAUUUUAUAUUCUCAGUUGUAAUAAAAUUUAAUUGACUUUG